UGCGCCGAGCGUUCCGUAAGCAAACUCGCGAGAGUGUCUCGUGCCGGGAGCGGCGCGGAUAAAAAUCGACCGAAUUGCAUCGCGAGCGGCGCGGGAUAGUCUCCGAAGAUCCACUAGUGAACUAUACUUGUUUCCUGAACGUCGUGUUGUUUCCUCGUUGUUGUUUCCUCGAUCACGAGAGACGAUCGCGUGAGUGUCGCGUGAACGGCCUCCGGAUUAUAAAUAUACAUAACAACAUCGUCGUCGCGAGACAAAGGGAUUCCGGUUGCCAGGAUUCCUCGAGCGUCCUGAGCGCGCGAGAUAGGCGUACAGGUAAACGGAUACUUCCGGCGGAGGUGGAGCUCGAGGAGUCGGGGAAAUCGUGUGGAGUAACGAGGCCGCCAAAUUAGGUGAAUGUCAGUUGAAGAGCACACACGAGGCAGAAUGCAAACUCGACAGAUCCUAGGCGUGUUUCAUCGCAUGCUAGAACUAAUUGUGAGAGGAAUAUCACUGUUAGUUGCCUUUAUCAGAGGCCCGGCAAAAUCUCAACCACCUAUUAAGGAUUUAACUCUCCUGUACAGCGCGACUACUUUAGCGUUAAAAAUUCGAAACAGACAAUUAACUUCGGAAGAUGUUGUAACUUCGUAUAUAGAAAGAAUAAAAGAGAUCCAGCCAAUACUCAACUGUGUAGUCGCAGAACGCUUUGAGAAGGCUCUCAAAGAAGCGAGAAUAUGCGACGAACUGUUAAAAUCUCAGGACGCUCCGUCCGUAGAGUUUCUGGCCAAAGAGAAACCAUUGUUUGGCAUACCCUUUACCACCAAGGACUGUAUCGCGGUCGAAAACAUGCAGCAAACGGCCGGUCUAGUUGUACGUAAGAACAUUAUCGUUGAUAAAGAUGCAGAGGCGAUAAAAUUAAUGAAAUCAGCUGGAGCCAUACCUCUGGCGUUGACAAACGUUUCGGAACUGGCAAUGUGGUGGGAAAGCAGUAAUUGUCUGUUCGGUAUUACCAAGAAUCCCUACAAUACAAGACAUAUUGUAGGCGGUUCUUCAGGUGGUGAAGGCUGUUUACAAGCAGCAGCUGGAUCACCGCUUGGAAUUGGGUCGGAUAUUGGUGGCUCUAUUCGUAUGCCGGCGUUCUUCAAUGGGAUUUUUGGCCAUAAGCCAUCUAAGGGAAUUGUCUCGAAUGAUGGUCAAUAUCCUAGUGCACAAAGCUAUGACCAAGAUCAAUUACUCGCCAUUGGACCAAUGUGUAGAUACGCGCAAGAUUUGACGUUAAUUCUGAAAAUUAUCGCAGAUAAAAAUGCUGACUUAUUGAAAUUAAAUCAGAAAGUGGACAUUUCGAAAAUCAAGCUCUAUUAUAUGGAGGACGACGGUGGUCAAUACCUAAUUUCGCCAGUGGAUCCAGAGAUAAAAGCCGCUAUGAAAAGAGUGGUAAAUUAUUUUGAGAAAGCGCACAAAAUUAAAGCCACGAAAUUAAAUAUAAAGAUGUUAAAAAAGAGCACAGCCCUCUGGUUGGCAAACAUGGCGUGCACGGACGAGAAAGAUUUUUCAUACGAGCUAACCAAUAGGGAAGGUCAACUUAAUAUUUGGUUAGAAUUCAUUAAAUGGAUGUUAUUUAUGAGCAAUCACACUUUAAUCGCUCUUUUCACUGCCAUGUUCGAAAAAUUCGGCAUAAAACAUGGGAGUGAAAAACAUGUACGACUUAUGCAACAGAGUAAAGAUCUUUAUCAGGAAUUCAAGGAUAUUUUGGGAGAAGACGGUGUGUUCUUGUAUCCAACACAUCCAACUGCAGCUCCAAUGCACCAUGAACCGUUGUGUAAACCGUUCAAUUUUUCUUAUACUGCAAUCAUUAAUGUAUUAGGCCUACCGGCUACGGCUUGUCCAUUAGGUUUAAAUAAACAAGGUCUUCCCAUUGGAAUACAAGUCGUAGCAGGACUUUAUCAAGAUCAUUUGACUUUCGCUAUUGCGGAAGAAUUGGAACGAGGUUUCGGAGGAUGGGUACCACCGGCAAUCGUAGCUUGACGUCAAUACUGUUGUCAUAGACAAUAAUUCUAUGAACGAGUGACACACGUAAAGCCUCAUCUUACCGAACCUUCCCAUCCUUAUCUUGCAAAGUAUUACAUUAUAUUAAAGAUUUUCCUGUAUGUAAACACUAUCGAGGUAAAGUACAAAUUAUACAUGAAUGUAUAUAUAAUAUAACAUAUAACAUAUAUACAUAUAACACAUACAUAUAAUAUAAAUAUACA
Temnothorax curvispinosus is the source of this 2225-nucleotide messenger RNA. Its product is annotated as fatty-acid amide hydrolase 2-B. NCBI's taxonomy places the organism in Eukaryota, Metazoa, Arthropoda, Insecta, Hymenoptera, Formicidae. The transcript has 9 exons. Bases 394 to 2001 code for a protein of 535 amino acids. The record is from RefSeq and is a predicted model, not a curated record.